AAGAAUACGUCAUGGAUCUCGUCAUUUGGAAGAUAUUUAAUGUGUAAUUCAGAAUAAUUGAUAUUUUUAAUUUUCCAGAGCGACUAGAAACUAUCGCAUAAAAAUGUAGAUGUAUUGAAACAUUUCUCUCAUCCCUAAACAGCAGGCCAGGUGAAAUCAGAAUCAGGAGAUAUUUAUUAUAUUGUGCCGGCUCUGCAUGGAAAUGUGUGUGUGAAAAUUCAAAUCUAUUCUUACCGAAAAUCAAUCUAAUAUCUCCGAGGCUCCCGAAACCUGGAUAACAGCACUCGCGGCUCGACUACUGAACGCCUAUUCGAAUCGCUUGAGACUCGAUUUCUGGUGAAGAUCUGCAAGGAAUUGGCGUAAUCAUGGCCACUGUAGCCCUCAUCACACGGCAGCGUAUGUUUGCCAGCUCGCUGCGCCUCUUCAGUGGCCGUCACACGCAUUGCCUGGCGGCUUUGCCGAGGAUUGCCACUGCGAGUCCACCAUCUUCGAUAGUUGGCAGUGGCUUCUCCUCGGUGGGUACUACCGAUCAGCGUGGCUUACUGCUGCCGCUCCAGCUGCAGCGCCACAACCACAAAUCGUCAGCCACAACCACCACAAGCACCACCACCAGUCACUCAACGGAUGAGGAGAAGAAUGCGAAAGCUACCGCUACCUCGUCCACCGAUCUCUUUGGGGAGGCGGCAAACAUGUCACUGAUGUCCAAGUUCAAGCACAUGUACAAGAAAUACUGGUACGUGCUCAUUCCGGUGCACGUAGUCACAUCGCUGGGCUGGUUCGGAGGCUUCUACUAUCUGUCCAAGAGCGGCGUUGAUGUCCCAGCGUUGCUGCAGUAUUUGCAUCUCAGCGAGAACAUAAUCCAAAAAGUGCAGAGCUCUCAUAUGGGUCACUAUGCCAUUGCAUAUCUGUGCUACAAGGUGGCCACGCCAUUGCGCUAUGCCCUCACUUUGGGAUGUACCACUAUUUCUAUUAAACACCUGGUAUUGCACGGCUAUAUUAAGCCCAUGCCCACCAAGGAUCAACUGAUCAAGAUGUACGAGGACAAGAAGGCGAUCCGGGCCAGCGCCAAGGCGGACAAGGCCGAGAAGGAUGAGACUAAAUGAUCUUUGGCCGCGGGCCGCGACGGCAACGCCGGCCCGCUUGUGUCGUUGCCGUUGCCACUGUCACACCAACAUCCUAAGCCGUCGCCACGGAUCGGGGAUCAGCAGCAGCAUCCGCGACAGACGGCCGCCAGCCAGCGGCGUGCUGCAGUUGACCUGUUGUCUUUUUUGUUAAACUGCCGCCGCAGCUGCUGGCACUGGUGCUCAACGAACUUAACUCUUGUCCGAAACCACAGUCGUCGCUCACAGAAGCCGCCGCCGUCGUCGUCGCCACAAUGAGGCCACCAGCAAUCACAUAGUACAUACCAUACCCAAUCCCAUGCCCACGCCCACCCAUUCCCUAGUUCGAGACACAUCUUUAGUUGUGGGAGGUCGUGGGAAGACCCUGUCCCCCAAAAGAAACCAUAAUAACACGGAGAGUCACACACAUACAUACACAGAGCCGCAGGACCUGGAGUUCAGUUAGUCGUUAUUUAUAUAGAUAUAUUUUGUAAAGUGUGAGAAAGUUGUCGCAAAACAAUAAUAACUUAACUUUUAUUAAAUUUAAAUUAAAAAAAGGCCCCAACAGGGAGCCACAAAUUGUUGA
Messenger RNA from Drosophila serrata, 1686 nucleotides. RefSeq lists its product as uncharacterized. Gene Ontology annotation, cellular component: mitochondrion. The record is from RefSeq and is a predicted model, not a curated record. NCBI's taxonomy places the organism in Eukaryota, Metazoa, Arthropoda, Insecta, Diptera, Drosophilidae.